This is a messenger RNA of Lathyrus sativus (Indian pea), 708 nucleotides long. The record is from the annotation of a GenBank genome assembly. NCBI's taxonomy places the organism in Eukaryota, Viridiplantae, Streptophyta, Magnoliopsida, Fabales, Fabaceae.
AUGAUCAGAUUCAAUACCGAACUAUCGUCACCCCAUUAUUUUGCUACGGAGCCUCAUUAUCCAAAUGUUAAAGCAAAACAGUUCGCGGAACUUGAUGAUAUUGACUUGACCGGUGUUGGAUCUGAUAUGGGAGUGAUUAUUUCAAAGGGAAAUAAAGGCAAUCAUCCCAUCAAAUUUAAAGAACAUUUUAAAAGAGAGCUGAGACAAUGGGAAGAUAUUGAUAGGCGGUUUGCACAAAACUUCCAAACUAUUGAAGCAUUCACUUCCGAGACGGCAGGUGAUACUGAAGCACCCUCUUUCGAGACGACGGGUGAUCACCAAUCACCCAAUAUUGAGUAUAGCGCUAGUAGAGUAUAUGGGAUUUCGGUGGUUGAGGAAACAAAUAUUCAACUUGAGGUUGAGUUGAAUGACAAUGUGGAAAUUGUUAACGACAUUGGGGAUGAAAAUGCGGGGAGGGAUGGUUUCAGAAGGGUGCGUCGGCGUGGGCGCGGCAUAGCGACUCCUCCAGCACCUCUUACAAGUGACAGAAGAGAGAGGAAGAAACCCGAUAAAUUUAUGCACUCAACUGAUCACGUGAAAGCUAUACGCGCAAAAACGAAGAGAAAGAGCAUGAUUCAAAUAUUAUUCUCUAUUCGAAAGAAGUGUGGGAUUUCGUUUAGGAAGAGUAAUACCAUUCUUGGUCCUGGUUUGCAUAGGAUGCACAUUUAG